CAUUAUUUUUAUAGUACCUCAUCCAAACUUGAUCACCAUCACAACCCCACCUUCUCUUCCUCCUCCUCCUCCUCCUUUUCAAAACUUUUCUGUAGAAUCAUCACACACACAUAUCGCACCCGGAAAGCCAUAUAUAUCCAUAUCGAGUAUCGUUCAUUCUGGUGAUCUAUCUUCUUCCAUGGAGGGAUCUGGAGAGAAUUGGCCCUAUUAUCAGAUGGACAUUAACACGAACCUUGAGAAAGCGAUUGACUAUGUGAGCUAUCUGGAGGAACGAGUGAAAGAGCUUGAGAAGCAGAAUAAGACGAGUGCUAGGAAGUCCCGAGGUUACAACAACUAUGCCCGUGGCAGGGGCGGCGCGUCGUCGUCGUCGUCGUCGUGCUACGAGACGUGCGCGGCGGAUGAGUGGUAUGAAGCGUCGCUGCCGGAGGUGAAAGCUAGGGUUUCGGAGAAUGAAGUGCUGAUAAUAAUUCACUGUGAGAAACAAAAGGGAAUAAUGCACAAAAUAUUGUCUCAGCUUGAAGCUCUUCAUCUCUCUGUAGUCAGCAGCAGCGUCUUGCCUUUUGGCAAGUUCACUCUUGACAUCACCAUUGUUGCUCAGAUGGGGGAGGGAUUCAACACGACGGUGAAUGGCAUAGUGAAAAGCCUGAGACGAGCUAUCUCUACGUGAUCUUAUAUAUGUGGUUGGAGAAGAAGAUCCAUUCUGGGAGUGUUGAAGAAAUUAAUGGAAAGUUUUUGACGAAGCCUUGCAGUGCGAUCGUUUAGUUUAAUUUCAUUUGUUGCCUUGUCUAAUCCAUGCUUUUGUUUCUUUCCACCAAAACAGUAAUUUAAUGAUAUUAUUUUAUAAUUAUAUAUAC
Molecule: messenger RNA, 854 nt
Organism: Prosopis cineraria
Lineage: Eukaryota; Viridiplantae; Streptophyta; Magnoliopsida; Fabales; Fabaceae
Product: transcription factor NAI1-like
Exons: 3
Coding region: 179-667 (162 amino acids)
Source: RefSeq, a predicted model, not a curated record